AUGGAACUGGAAGAGUUUUUAGAUUACCUGAACAGUGGCAAACCCGUCGAGGGAAAUUCCGAAUAUCUGGAAUAUAUGAAUGAACUUAGCCAAGAGGCAAUGAAGAUCACCGUGGAAUUGAAUAACGCAUACCAUGAACCGGCAGAAGUACGAGAAUAUUUUGCAAAAUUGACGGGAAAGAAAAUUGAUGAAUCUUUCUGUCUUUUCCCACCAUUUUAUACAGAUUGUGGGAAGAACAUUACCAUUGGGAAGAAUGUCUUUAUCAACUCCGGGUGUCGUUUCCAAGACCAAGGGGGUGUCUUUAUUGGAGAUAAUGCCCUAAUUGGACACAACUUAGUUUUGGCCACUCUGAACCAUGACUUUUCGGGGACUAAUCGAAAUACGUUAUUGCCUGCACCAAUAAUCAUUAAAACAAAUGUCUGGAUUGGUGCAAAUGUGACUGUACUCCCAGGCGUCACAAUUGGGGAAAAUGCUGUGGUUGGUGCUGGUGCAGUUGUAACCAAAGAUGUUCCCGCAAAUGCUGUAGUUGCAGGUGUGCCGGCUCGAAUAAUCAAAACGAUCAAGUCAUGA
Naumovozyma castellii is the source of this 570-nucleotide messenger RNA. Its product is annotated as acetyltransferase. The transcript has a single exon. The record is from RefSeq and is a predicted model, not a curated record. Bases 1 to 570 code for a protein of 189 amino acids. Lineage: Eukaryota; Fungi; Ascomycota; Saccharomycetes; Saccharomycetales; Saccharomycetaceae.